AUGAAUUAAAGAUCUUAAUAAUUUUAAAAUAUAUAACCCCUUAAGAGACCUACUAAUAGCUAGAGUGAUGAAGUAGAUAUAUAAGCUUUUAGUGCAUAGCUUUCAUAUGAAUAAAAAGAGAAUAAUAAGCUGCUAACAUCUAAAUUCGGUGAUAAAUAUGUUAAAGCAGAGAAAAGAAAUUAUACUGCUUUUGGCUGGAACAUGCGCAUUAUUUCAAUAAGGAAAAAUUAUUUUGAAUACUACAAAAUAGAUGAAAAAUACAAAGAAAUAGAUAUUUAAUAAUUGAAAAAGCAAGAAGAAGAUAGUUUGAGAUAAUAAAAUGGUUAAAUGCAGCCUCAAUAAAAACAAAAUGUUGAUGAUGAUGAAGAAAAAAUGGAAAUCUUACCUGAAUCGUUAAAAGAGAAAAAAAUGAUCAUUUUGAAGGGUAAAAUAUUAAUAACAGAUAUUACUCGUGUUUAAUGGCCUAGUGAUGAAUAAGCAGAAGAUCCUAAGCAAAAUCUUAUUUUAUAUUUUCCUAAAAAUAAAAUGAAGCUUUAUGAGAAGGGAUAAGAAAUAACUUCAAAUAAAAAAGAAAAAGGUGAAGCUUUUUGGAUGUUUAGGAUUGGAAAUUUUAUGAGAGAUGAUCACAAAGAAAGAAUUGAAAGAGAAAAAAGGCUUGAAGAGGAAAGAAAGAAAAGGGAAAGAAAGAAAUAGGAUGAAGAAGAGAAAAAAAAGAAGGAGGAAGAGAAUAAAAAUAAGACUCCUGAAUAGUAAGAAGAAGAGAAAAAAAGGGAGGAACUUCUUGCUUAGGAAAAUAUUAAAUAAGAGUAAGAGGCUAAUUAGAAAGAAGAGGUGAAUAAAAAAGAUAGAGAAACGACCUAGCUAGCUUAAGAAGAAAACUAAAAAACUAAAGAAAAAGUUGAUAUCACCACUAUAAAGAGAGAUGAAAAGCUGCUUUAAGAAGCGAGGAAACAGUUUGAGUAUUCAUUUGAAUACUACUAUAACUUACUUUAAAAAGAAUAGUUUUAGGUAUCUGAAGCGAAAUAUGAUAAAAGAGAUGGUGAGUAAUACUUUCUUUAAGCAUAAUUUGAGUAAUUAAGAUAGAAAUAAAGAAAAGAAUAAAGCGAAAAAAAUGCUAUUUAACAGAACCCUGCUAACUUAAAAACAAAUUUUACAAUAGAUGAUGUAGUUAUGCAAAUAAAUAUGAAAUUGAUCGAACUAAUAGGCCAUUUCAGAAGAAAAUGCAGCAGCACUUUUAAGAGCUUAAUAUAAAAUAUGGUUUAUCCUUCUUAUCUAUAAAAGCAUAAGAAAAUAGAGCCAAACAAUAAGUAAUAUAAUAAUUGGCUAUGGCUAAAAGAAGAAGGAGAAGACAUGUAUAUAAUAAACAAUAUAAUUUUUAGAGUAGCUAAAUUUCACUAUUACAAAGAUGACAGUGAUGGCUCAAAUGGAAUAGUGUUUAAUGAUUAUGUAGUUAAAAGUAUGAAUAAUGAAUUCAGAGCUAAUAAAGUUUUAUCUGACAUAAUAUUUAAUCUAAAAGGUGACUACAACAUUAAAUUAUAGGUACCCUUGACUUGUAUAGUAGAAUAUUUAGGGUUUAGGGCUAUUUGUAUAGCGAUGCCAUCUAUUAAAAACAUAGAACCAGUUCAUGGUCCUAAUUUUUAUAACGAAGCAAAAGCUUAAUAAAAAAAAUAAAAGCAAAUAGAAAAUAAUAUUCCAUCAUAUCUAAAUUUAGAUAAAAAUGUUGUAUAUAAAGAAGAACCUAAUAUUGAAAAAGACUUAAUCAUUUUAUCAAAGGUUUUAAACCUGAAACAAUUUACUUUUAAAUCUAAAGAGCAAAUAAUAGAAAAUUAAAAUGAUAAGAAAAAGAAGAACGAAUAAAAUAUCACUUAUAAGGACAUUUAAAUUUAUCUCUCUAUUUUUAAUGAGAUAUACGAAAAAGGUGAUACUUAGCAGCACUUAGAAACGCUAAUAAGAUUACAAGUUCUCCUGAAGAAUUUAGAAAUAGAAAAUAUGAGUGAGUUAAGGGAAGAAAUAAGAGCAUAGCUGAGCAGUUUUGAACAGAAUUGCUCAUUUUCAAAUAUUAAAAAAAUUUUAGAUAGUUAGCUAAAAAAAGAAAAUGGUGAAAUUAAACCAGAAUAAAAAAUAGAAUUUGAAGAUGAUAUUAAAUGGGUAGAACUAAUUGAAGACAUUGUUACUAUUCAUUAAAAAGCUAUUUUAGACAAUAAAAAGAAAAUGAUAAAGCACAAUAAUAAGUAUUAUAUUAUGAAGAAUAGCAAUCUUUUCCCAGUUAUGUUUUAAGGCAAACAAAAGAAUUUUGAUUUCUCGAAACAAUUUAGACCUGAAUUUUUAUAUGACUAUGCUGAGUAAGCAAUCUCGAAUGGAGCUUUUAUCAACCCAACAACAAGAAAUGAAAUAUCUGAAGAUGAGAAACUCUGUGCUGAAUACUCUAAAUCAAUUGUAGAGCUAAUGAUUCCUUAACUUUUACAAAAAUUAGAAAAUCUCUAAUUAAUUAUUUAUGAUUCAAAAUCUAUUUCAGAGGCUUUUCAUAGUCAUGGAAUAAAUUUAAGAUUCAUGGGAUAAGCGUACUAAAUGACUUCAUUUUCGCAUAUAAAAGACAUUCUGCAUAUAGAAAUGAUUGCAAGAUCUAUCAAAAAAAUAUAUCGCUUUUCAAUGUAAAAAGCUAUAGAAAUGUUCUACAAUGAAAAUGAAAGUAUUUUUGAAUUUGAUAAUAAUGGUAAAUCAAGACAGGAAGAUACUGAAGAGAUGCUUGAAGAAAUAAAUUUGAUUAACAUAUAGCCUUUUAUGCUUAAGUUUGAACCUUAAGUAAUAAAAGCUACCAUUGAUUUCUUGAAUCUUAUAUUUGGCUUUAAUCCAAACUUUACAUUUGAAAAAUAAAAAGAUUUCAAAUAAAAAUCUGAUGAAAAAGAAAUCAUCAAAACCGAGGAAUGUAUCCAAUUUUGGAAUUAAUGGGUUGCUCCUUAGGUUUUAGCAGAUUUUAAUCAUGACAUUGGAAAGUUUCCAUAAAAUAUUCCUAGUGCAUAGGGAAGCUUACUAAAUGCUGUUCUUUACCACUUAAGGUUAGGAUUUUAGUAUGACCUAUCAACAAUCUAGCUCUUUAAGUCAACAGAACCAUUUUAAAAAGCAAAGUUAAAUCUUAAUUGUCACUCAAAAGUUUAUGAGUAUCCAUCUCUGCCUAUACAAUAGCUAGCCUAAAAAUGGAAGAUUUAUAGAUAAUAAGGUGGUAGUAAUAGCUUAACUCAGACUUCUCUCCAAUUAAAUUUAAAAAUAGAAGAAGCUCUUAAAGAUAGGAAUAACAUACCUCAUAUCACUUCUAAUGAAUUCAUGAUCUUUACAGAUUUAAUGGAGAAUUCAUACAAAAUAGCAAAUUCACUCUCCAGACAGAAAUCAGACUAUUUUGUAGGUGUAUAGCACUAUUUAUCUUAGGCUAUGAUAUAUGGAGAUAAUGCUAAAGAAGUUGGUAGUUGCUGCACUAUAGGUUAUGCAAAAUUAUACAUUUUAAUGAUGAAAAUUUGUUAAACUAGAAUUAACUACUAUGAAAAAUAAAAAAAAGCAAUAGAAAAAGAAAUGAGAAGCAUAACAAAAAAAAACAAGGAUAAUAAAAUAUCCUUAGAGGAUCUUAUAAAUGAAUGGUCAGCUAUUGAAAGUAAGAGGGAGAUGGCUGAAAUAUUAAAAAAAGAUAAAUAAGAUACAGAUAGAAUUAACAGUGAAAUAAAAAAUCUAACACCAGAGUCUGUUAACUAUUUUUAAAGAGCUUAUUAAGUACUUAAAUUUAAUGUAGGAGACUAUCAUUUUUUGUUUGCAAGUUUAGACUGUUAAUGCAAAGAUAUUUAAAAAUCUAAAGAUCAAACAAAAAAAACCUUAUUACUCAGUGCUUUAACUUGCUGCUAAAGUAUAUUAGGAAAUAAUCAUAUUUAGACUGCAGAAGUAUGCUAAGAUUUAUCAGAAUUUAUAUAUGAAAGUAGUGAUAAGAAGCAAGAAUCAUUGAAUUACUAUGAAAAAGCUUUAUUAAUUUAUGAAUCUGUUUAUGGAAGUCAAUCUCUCAAAGUUGCAACUAUGUGCUAUAAGUUAGGACAUAGGUAUUUCAAGCUAGGACACUAUCAAAAAGUAAUAGAUUAUUGCCAAAGAUCUUAUUCUUAUUUUUCUAAUGAUGAGCUUGUUCACUAUUCAAGCUGUGUCGAGUGUUGUCAUCUAUUAUGCUAAGCUACAGAUCUAUUAAGAAUGAAUGAUAAAUAAAUGUACUAUCUCCAAAAGAUUUGGGAGAUUCAAUGCAAAUAUUAAAAUGAAGAGACGGAGGAGGUUAUUGAUAAGUUCGUUUAUGUGAUUCAACAAGUCAUCAAACUUUUAUUUUCCAAACUCUCUUAUUAGAAAAAGAACUAUUUUUUUAAAUUUCUGCUGGCUUUCAAAUUUUAAGAUGAAGAAAAGACUUAAAAAUAAAAUUUGAUAAAAAUGCAAUUAGAGUAAGCUUAGUAAUUGUAAGUCAUGUAAAAAUUAGUGAAGAAAGAAACUAUUUUAAAGAAGCCAAAUGUUUAUUUGACUACAGAUUAGGAAUACUAAUAAGUUUCAACUUUAAAUUAAACAAAAUAAAUGCUAUAAAAGGAAAAUUUUACCUUUUUCUCUAAUAAAACUGAAAUUUAACAAGAUUAUAUCCCAAAAUAUUCAGUUAACAAUUAAUAAAGUGAAGAUAUUGAUAAUAAAAAAGAGACUGAUAAUAAAAAGGAAGCUAAAGCAGUGGGUAAAAAAAAAGUAUAAUUCGAGAGUAAAAAAGAAGAAAGCUCAUUCAAGACAGGUUUGAAAGAAAAGUUUAAUAAAGAAGAAAGGAAAGAAGAUUAUCUGUUAGUGUCUAUAUCCAUAAUAAAAAGAUGCAGAGAAUUUCAAUCUGUACUGUAGGCAGUAGAGUGGUUGAUAAAUACUUUUAUCGGAAAAUAUGAUUUAAUCAACUACAGAUAAAAUUUCUUUUUAAAUUUUGAAUAAAACAUAAAUGAAAUAAUUAAUCCUCAAAUAAAGUAUGAGUAAAGCUUAAAAAAGAUGGGAUUGUAAACAGAUGAAGAUCUACAAAAGUAUUAAAAAUUAGAUGAAAAAUAGAUCGAAGAAUUAUAAUAAAUUAAUUAAUCAAUAAUCUAAACAAAACCAAAAUAAGAUGAACCUUUUAAGAAAGCUCUUAUAUUUUUUGAUGAACUAAUAAUCUUAUAUGGUGAAGAGUUCUUCAAUACUCUCCUAAAUAAAACAAUUAGUGAAUUUGAUGAUGAAACUGAAAAUCUCAUCGAUACUUAUGAAGACUGA
Molecule: messenger RNA, 5280 nt
Organism: Tetrahymena thermophila SB210
Lineage: Eukaryota; Ciliophora; Oligohymenophorea; Hymenostomatida; Tetrahymenidae
Product: translation initiation factor eIF3 subunit
Exons: 13
Biological process (GO): organelle organization
Molecular function (GO): protein binding
Source: RefSeq, a predicted model, not a curated record